AUAAACUAAGAAUAUAAUUAGCAGAUAUAAUAGAAAACUGCUGCGCAUUUAUUCUGGUACUUAGUGCAAUUUAUGUGAUGUCCUGAAAAGUUCAGUUCAGAGGAAUUCAAACUAGAAGUUUUGUUCUGAGUGUGGAAAGUGGACCACAGGACAGGAAUGACAAGAUCUCUUUUGAGUUGCUAUGAAAAAUAGAUUAGGUUGCGUUCAUUGUUGGCUCUGUCCAAGAUUCCAUAUUCUCUCAGCUUUCUAUCACCUCUUCUUCUCCUUCUUAUAAAAGCCUCCUAUAGCUUGCCUUUUUCUCUCCAUAAGAAACGAUAAAAAAAAAAAAAAAAAAAAAAAAAUGUGCAACAGAAGUAGAAGAUAAUUGGUUUCUUAAGAGAGUAUAAAAUAUUAGGAGGCAAAGAGAACAACCAACAAACUUGGAAAAACCAAGGCUCAGCCUCAUAAAUUUUACUACAAUAGAAAACAUCUAUUUCCUCAGGUAAAACUCCCAACAAGAUUAGAGCAAUUGAUGUUUACUAGAUUUACAUCAAAUUAAGAUUGGUCAUCUUCAAGGCAGGAUAUGUUUCAUCACCAAACCCAGGCAAACAUGUACACUUCUACAAGAAUGCCAGCUCCUCAGGAAAGGCAGCUCUUCCUGCAAGGUGGAAAUGGCUCUAGGGAUUCAAAUCUUGUCCUUUCAACUGAUGCGAAGCCUAGACUGAAAUGGACACCUGAUCUUCACGAACGAUUUGUAGAAGCAGUAAAUCAACUCGGGGGAGCAGAUAAGGCUACUCCGAAAACAGUCAUGAAACUCAUGGGAAUUCCAGGGCUGACUUUAUACCACCUAAAGAGCCAUCUUCAGAAAUACAGACUGAGCAAGAAUAUUCAUGGACAAACCUCAAGCGGGGCCAACAAAACUGUUGUCAUGUCUGGCGACAAAAUACCAGAAACAAGUCCUUCCCAUACCAGCAGCAUCAACAUUGCCCACCAAACAAACAAGAACUUACAUAUAAACGACGCAUUGCAGAUGCAAAUCGAAGUCCAGAGAAGGCUACACGAGCAGCUUGAGGUACAUGAUCCUGUCUACUUCCAAUUCAAACAGAAUGGCCUUUCACCUAAUGCGGAAACAACAACAGCUGCUCAGAAUUUACAGAGACAUCCUAAGAACAGUCGUGACAAAGAUCGGCGUUUACAGUUAAGGAUAGAGGCUCAAGGAAAAUACCUUCAGUCAGUCUUAGAAAAAGCUCAGGAGACUCUUGGAAAGCAAAAUAUUGGUGUAGUUGGUCUGGAAGCAGCGAAACUUCAGCUAUCUGAAUUAGUUUCAAAGGUAUCCAACCAAUGCUUGAACUUAGCCUUCGCAGAGAUGGCAGAAGAAAAGCAGGGGGUAUGCCCUAAGCAGCAAAUACAGCCCUACAAACCGAUAGGGGAUUGUUCAAUUGAUAGCUGCUUAACCUCAUGUGAUGGACCUCAGCUGAGAGAGCAAGAUAUGCAGAAUAGUGAGUUAGGGUUAAGACCAUACAACGAUACCAAAUUCUUGGAGGGAAAUGAAUUCAAUGGAAAUCUAAAAGAUCAUGCAACAAUACUUUUCCCUACAACAACUCAACAAGAUACAGAAAAGAUGGUGUUUCAAAUGGAAGGAACAUGUAGUGAUUUGUCCAUGAGUGUCGGGAUUGGAGGAGAUACACAAGAUCAGCUUGAGAAGAACACAUUUCAGCUCGAUAAUAAGAACUACAAACUUGCUCCAUUUAGUAGUGAUCUAGACUUAAAUGUCCAGGAUGAGCAUGAUGUUCCUUCAAGCAUCAGACACUUGGACCUCAAUGGAUUAAGCUGGACAUAAGAGUGACUUGAGCAACACCAAAAGGUUCAAAAUUCGGAACCAUCAUCCAUCGCUUCAACUAGUAUGGAGCUUUCAGCAGUAAAACAGCUUGACAGCAUAGCCUUUCACAGAAUUGAAUGACAUGAAUUUAGUCCUCUUGUAUGCCUCCUAUACCAUUAGAUUUGUAAGGCUUUUUCUUGAUCAUACCCUAAUUUAGCAUUAAUGGCUAUUCAAUUGACAGGAAAGACAGAAUAACAUGUUACAUAUACAAGUGUUACUUUUAGC
Molecule: messenger RNA, 2083 nt
Organism: Chenopodium quinoa (quinoa)
Lineage: Eukaryota; Viridiplantae; Streptophyta; Magnoliopsida; Caryophyllales; Amaranthaceae
Product: myb-related protein 2-like
Exons: 6
Coding region: 563-1819 (418 amino acids)
Molecular function (GO): DNA binding; DNA-binding transcription factor activity
Source: RefSeq, a predicted model, not a curated record